UGUUCAAGGGGCGGACAAAUCGUGAACUAACGCUUGAAAAAUGACAGUUAUUGUGUUAUUUAACUUUAAAUUGUAUAAUAAAAUGUAUUUUAAUUGAUUUUAUAAUUGUAACAUUGUUUUUUUUUAAAGUAUAAACAUGAAAGUAAUUAACAUGGAAGAAUUAAUUGACUCAAGUAAAUUCGACGUCAAAAGUAUUUUAGAAGGACAAGUCGAUGUUGCAAAAGCGUUAUAUGAAAAAUUAUCAUCAGCCGGUUCAACAAUUAAUUCCUAUCUUGUAGAAAAACAAGAAAGACAUUUAUAUUUUGAAAAAGAAUUUAUUAAACACACUGCUGAUUUUAAAAAUGCUGUAAAUGAAGUAAACUCUCAAACUAUAAAUAGCGAAAAAAAUUUGGAUGCAACGACUUUAAACAAAAAACGUUUGGACAAUGAAAUAUCUAGUGCUAUUAAUCUCAGAGAUAUGUUUAAAGAAAAAAAAGAGGAAUUAAAAACAGAUAGGGAAUUUCUAGCUCUUCAAGUAAUGGCAAAAGAAAAGGAAUUGGAGGACAAAAAAGAGGAAAAGAAAAAAGAUUGGGAAGCAUUAAAAAGAGGAUGUUUCAUUUAUAAGGAGAAAUUAGAUAUGCGAAUAAGGGGUGAUUUUCAUCUUGAUAAUGAAGAUAUAACAGUAACAUUUUUCUACAAAAAAUACGAUGAUAAAUAUUGUGUUCAUCUUUCACGUGAUGAUAAAAUUUGGAAAGUAAAGAAAAUUGAACCUGAAUUAAAAGUUGAACAUCAAAAACAACUGAAUAUCAAUUUUUCCAUCAAUUCAAAAGUUAAUGACAUCACUGCCUUUUUAUGUCAAAUACGAAAAAUAUUUGCCAAUUAUUAUUGUACAUAGUAAAACACUUUUUUUAAAAAAAC
Leptopilina boulardi is the source of this 897-nucleotide messenger RNA. RefSeq lists its product as uncharacterized. Gene Ontology annotation, biological process: chromosome segregation. NCBI's taxonomy places the organism in Eukaryota, Metazoa, Arthropoda, Insecta, Hymenoptera, Figitidae. The record is from RefSeq and is a predicted model, not a curated record. Bases 137 to 874 code for a protein of 245 amino acids. Gene Ontology annotation, cellular component: Ndc80 complex. The transcript has 5 exons.